UAGAGGAAACGUGAACUGUCUUACAGAGGAUUCAGAGAAGUACCUAAUGCAAAUGAGAAACCUGCUUUGUUGUGCGAGGUAGACUUCCCCUGGGUUUAUUAUUACGGCUCACUUAUGUUGUGAAGCGCACGCAGCGCUGUGAGUGCAGACAUCACCAAUUGUUCACAGGAAAGGGUUUUUUUUCCCUCUGUUGGUGAAUUCCAAGUCAUGGGUUAGUGUUACUUCAGCUGUAAAAGAGAAGAAUGUAUUUCAUACCACUGCUUCUGUCUGCUUUACAGCUGUCUAUAUCAAUGAGGACUUUGAUCCCAGGUGACACCCAGACAACAGUGUGACUUUGGAAUCGACAAACUUGCUAAGAAUUUCUCUGAAAUGGAUUUUGAAGGAUACUGGAUACGCUCUGAAAAAUCGUAACGGUUAUUUCUCUUUUGACUUUGUUUAUGGAUUUUGUGAAUGAGAGGAGCUUAGUUAAGGUGACAUCUUUCUUCAGGUGGCGACAGACAAGGUAGCAGGCAAGCUGAGUUCUACUCUUUCAUGGGUGAAGAACUCAGUAUCGCACACAGUGAGUCAGAUGGCUAGUCAGGUGGCCACACCCUCCUCGCUGCACACCGCUGCGGCCUCAUCCACUGCCUCACUGUCCUCGCCCUCCUCAGCCUCCCCGUCCCAGCUCAGCCCAGAUGAUGUGGAGCUGUUGGCCAAACUAGAGGAGCAAAACAGGUUGUUGGAGACGGACAGCAAGUCUUUACGGUCUGUGAAUGGCUCUCGGAGGAAUAGUGGCUCCUCGCUGGUGUCCAGUUCAUCAGCUUCCUCCAACUUGUCACAAUUAGAAGAGGAUGCGUGGAUUAUGUGGGGACGUAUUGUCAACGAGUGGGAAGAUGUGCAGAAGAAGAAGGAAAAACAACUGAAGGAAUUGGUUAGGAAGGGUAUUCCACAUCACUUUCGGGCAAUAGUGUGGCAGCUGUUGUGUGACGCCCAGAAUCUGCCCAUAAAGGAACAGUACUCUGAGCUGCUGAAAAUGACCUCGCCCUGUGAAAAACUCAUCCGCAGAGACAUUGCCCGGACCUAUCCUGAGCAUGAGUUCUUUAAGGAGAAGGACAGUCUGGGCCAGGAGGUGCUCUUUAAUGUUAUGAAGGCUUACUCUCUUGUUGAUAGAGAGGUGGGCUAUUGUCAGGGAAGUGCUUUCAUUGUCGGCCUUCUUCUUAUGCAGAUGCCAGAAGAGGAGGCUUUCUGUGUGUUUGUGAAACUGAUGCAGGACUACCGGUUGAGAGAACUCUUUAAACCCAGUAUGGCUGAAUUGGGCCUCUGCAUGUAUCAGUUUGAAUGUAUGAUUCAGGAGCAACUCCCAGAGCUCCAUGUGCACUUCCAGGUCCAGAGUUUCCACACCUCCAUGUAUGCUUCCUCCUGGUUUCUCACCAUCUUCCUCACCUCUUUUCCCCUUCCUGUUGCCACUAGGAUAUUUGAUAUAUUCAUGUGUGAGGGUUUCGAGAUAGUGUUUCGUGUCGGGAUGGCCAUCCUUCAGAUGAAUCAGGCAGAGCUCAUGCAGUUGGACAUGGAGGGGAUGCUGCAGCACUUUCAGAGAGUCAUCCCUCAUCAGCUGGACAGUGGACCAGAAAAAGUUAUCCAGGCUGCAUAUCAAGUCAAGUACAAUGCCAAGAAAAUGAAAAAAUUGGAGAAGGAGUACACUACAAUCAAAACCAAGGAGAUGGAGGAACAGGUGGAAAUCAAGAGACUACGCACAGAGAACAGACUUCUGAAGCAGCGAAUAGACACUCUGGAGAAAGAAAGUGCUUCUUUGGCAGAUAGAUUGAUUCAGGGUCAGGUGACACGAGCCCAAGAGGCGGAGGAGAACUACCUGGUCAAGCGGGAGCUAGCCACGCUCAAACAACAGAACGAAGAGGCCAGUUCACAGCUGGAGCAGGCACAAAGCACCAUCCGACAGCUGCAGCAACAGCAGCCAUUUGUGGGGAACCCACGUUACACCGAGGAGUUCAUCCUACAGUUGGAGAGAGAACUGGUGCAGGCCCGACUUAAAGAAGCUGAGUCCCACUGCGCACUAAAAGAGAUGCAGGACAAAAUACUCGACAUGGAGAAGAGAAAUGCAUCCCUGCCAGAUGAGAAUAAUGUUGUACGUCUACAAGAGGAGCUAAUUGGUGUAAAACUUAGGGAGGCAGAGGCUCUAACAGGCCUUAAAGAGCUUAGACAGCAGGUCAGAAACCUGGAGGAGCACUGGCAGAGGCAUCUAGCACGCACAGCGGGUCGUUGGAAAGACGGCCCACGGAAGAAUGCAGCAAGUGAACUGCAGGAUGAGCUGAUGAGUGUGAGGCUCAGGGAGGCAGAGGCUCAAGCCGAGCUCAGAGAGACCAGGCAGAGGAUGCUGGAAAUGGAGACCCAGAAUCAGAUACAUUGUAAUCAGCUGCGCCGGGCAGAACAGGAGGCACGAAAUCUGCAGGAGCGACUUCAGGUUUUGACCAACCAGAACAAGACGCAGCAUGCAGAGCUUCAGGAGACAAAACGGAAACAGGCUGAAAUACAGUGCAAGAAUAAAGAAGAUGUAAUGGCAGUGAGAUUGAGAGAAGCUGAAAAUAUAGCUGCCAUGGCUGAACUUCAGCAGCAGAUCUCUGAGCUUGAGAUUCAGAAAGAGGAAGGGAAGGUCCAAGGCCAACUAAACAACACAGACUCCAGUCAGUACAUCCGAGACCUUAAAGACCAGAUAGCAGAUCUUAAACAUGAGAUCCGAUGUUUAAGAGGGCAGAAGGGCAUACCCAAUCAACCCAAUUUUGAUGGGAUUCAUAUUGUGAAUCACUAUGGAGGGGAUAAUGAAUCCUACCAGUCUUCUGAUGAAGAUGGAGUGAAGCUGUCACCCCAUCUGACUGAUCAUCAGGUUGGAGGCCGGAUCACACUACAUCCAAACCUUGAGGAUUCAGAAAGUGAGGGUGAUGAAGGAGAUGCCCUACGACUUACUUUGCCCUCAAAUGUCAGCCGCAAGACAACUACAGUGUGAUCUUCUGCAUUGGUGACACAGACUGGCAUCUAAAGGGAGGGAGAGCAUGUCUGUAAGCUCAUCCUCAAAAUCUCAUGUAAGUGAGGACAGUUAGAACUGCCUACAGAGCAUUGAGCAUGGGACUCGAACUGGAGUACUUGAAAAGCCUUCUCUCAUCUUUACAAAUGGACUUUGAAGUCACAUCUCAUGAGGUCAUGGCUUACAUCUGCAUUUUUGUUUUUGCCAAAAUGUGUCAGAUGUCCAGGCACUUUAUUUCUUAAUUAUGGGCUCAUUAAGAGGGGUAUUGUGCCUCUUGAGACUGUUUAGACCCAAAUAUUGAAGAUCAUCAUAUUGUGGCAGGAGAUUCACAAACCUUAAAAGGGGGUGCCCCAUGAUUGUUUCACAUUAUGAGAAGUGGCUUCGUAUAGUGUAGUGUUUUAUGAAUUGUCAUAGCUUUUAUUUUUUAAUCAUGCAUCUGUUUUAACAAACCAUGAGAAACCAGUGAGUGCAUUUGUUGGUGUUUAUAAGUUUGAGGGAAAUGUGUUAAAAGGCACACUAUCAUCUUUAAAGAAAUAUUCAGGGUUCAUACAAGUUAAGCUUAAUCGACAGCAUUUGUGGCAUAAUGUUGGUCUUUUAAAACAAAGCAGAAAUCUGGGUUACAGUGAGGCACUUACAGUAGUGAAUGGGGCAAACCGUAAACAUAAAGAUAUUCAUAUUUUAAUAAUGGCUAUAAUGUAUAGCCACAAGACGUAAACAAUAUAUAUGUUAACAUGAUUAUAGUGUGAUAAAAUAGCUUUUUUCUUUGAAAACGUUUAUCUAAUAAUUUGUUGCCAUGACAAUGUAACGCCCUAAAACGACCACAAAACAAUUUAAACAACUUUGCAGCUCAAAUAAUGCACAAGUUUUAAUAGAAGUAUUAAUGUAAGUGCUUUAAUAAAAUUAUAAGCUUCACAUUUCUGCUAUUAAACUGUCCAAAAAUUCACCAUUCACUUCCAUUGUACAGUAAGUGCCUCACUGUAACCUCAAUUUUUUUUUUUUUUUUUUUUUGUUAAAAAGGGAUGAGCAAAAAUAAUUAUUGGCAAUCUACAUUAUACCACAAAUGCUGUCGACUGAGUUCAACUUGCAUUGAACGUGGAAUAUUCUUUUAAAUAGAAAUCAAACUUUCCCACAUGAAUACAUCAGUGUCAUAUCAAAAGUCAGAAAUGACAUAGACUUUUCUCCUGGCAUGAAUUAUACAUUUGGGUCUUUGAACAUACAUUAUGCUGUGUAUGUAAAGGAUCCAAACUUUAUGUAAAUAUGUACAUGUUUUGACUUUUUUUCCAUAUCUAUUAUUACUUGAAAAUAUGUAUUCAAUGGAUGUCGUCUUGUCUAUAUUGUUAUGUAUUGUACAGUUUAGUUGAAAUGGAUGUAUUCCUGAUUUUGGGGGGUAUUUGGAGGCAACAAAAUUCGCUGGCACACUGCUCUUCAGUCAUUCUUUCAUGUACUGUAGCUUUGAUGUUGUCAGUUUUCCAUUUCAGAGGAUGGAGUUUUGUUUUCACACAGUUGUUUUGGUGCCUAGAAAGAUUCUUUGAAAUUCUUGUUGAUUUACAAUAUUUUCUAGUAUGCGUUAUGUUGAGCAUGUUAUGAAUGAUCAAUCCAUGCAGACUGGUGGAAUUGGAGGCACAAAGAGAGGCCAUCUUAAUAUUGAUUUUAUUUCUCUGGCCUUACGCAAGCUAGGCACUCUGUGCCAUCACAGGCAAUGGAAAUACAAGUCAAGUUGCUGUCCCUCCUUUUCUUAUUACAUCGGUAUUCGAAACAACUUAUUAAACAGCUUCAGAGUUGGUUUGCAUUUUUGCACAGAUGACAUGCAAGCAAUGAAAUAUACUACUUUCCCCACCGUUAAUGGCAAUGGCUAGAUUUCAUUUAGCUUUACUUUGCAUUGUUUGUUCGUUUAGUAUAUGUUUCCUGGUGGUGCAUUUGAAGAUGUGACUGGAAGGCAAAGUAAUCUUCAAAGAAAAAGAAUGAAGUCAUAAUGUUAUAUCAGUAUCACUUAAGAUGUUCAGUUUGUCUGAAGAUGUAUAGCACAUGAGAGAAAGCCUUACAAACUACCCUGAUGGAUGUAAAGACCUACACUAUAGACCCACCUUUUAAAAAUGCCAGUCCACCUACAAAAUAAAGACUUUGCAAAUCGAACAAACUUCUCAGUGCAAAGCAUAAAACACUAAUUUGAUUUAAUAAACAUUAUUUAAUAUAGUGUACAGUACAAACUGUGGUGUUCUACAUUGAAUGCCAGUGGACACUGGAUGUUCCUGUGGGCAUUAAAGAGGCUUUACAGAGCGUUGCCAGUCCAGAGUGUCUUAUGAAGUGUCUUGAUUCAAAUCACAAUAAAAAUAUCAU
Messenger RNA from Xyrauchen texanus (razorback sucker), 5353 nucleotides. RefSeq names its product ecotropic viral integration site 5 protein homolog. Bases 569 to 2998 code for a protein of 809 amino acids. The transcript has 20 exons. NCBI's taxonomy places the organism in Eukaryota, Metazoa, Chordata, Actinopteri, Cypriniformes, Catostomidae. The record is from RefSeq and is a predicted model, not a curated record.